AUGAUAGGACGGUACAUCAUCGGCUGGAACGACUCUGCGACUGAAAAGUAUCGACACAGGAAACUGGAGAAUUUGCCUGUAUACCACGAGAGACAGAGCUUUUGGCUGUGCGCAAAGCACUCGCUGAACAAUGUGCUUCAGCAGGAAGCAUACACGCACAAUGACCUGGAGCGUGUUGCCAACCAGCUGCACGCACAGCAGCAGCAAGCAGCCGGCUGGCUUUCCCGCAACAACCAUAAGAACACGUUUGGGUUCGGCGACUACGACGUCAACGUAAUCACUGGCGCACUGCAUGAGCGCGGGCUUGAUCUGCACUGGCAUGACAACCGCGUUCCGAUCUCGCAAGCGAUGCCGACCAUGGCCAACCCGGAGCUCUCGCAGGCCAAGCAGCAAAGCCGACACACUUCGCAGCCGCCCCCACUGCCCAUGCGUCACCCGAGCCAGCCCCACAAAGCGCAGGAGACUCCAAACCCUGGGCACGCCUCACCUACAACGCCCGCCUCUCUCGACCCCCAGCAGCGGCCCAAGCUCACCUCAGACAGCGCCCGAGGCUGCCACUCCCCAGCGGACGCAAGGCCGCCAACGUCCGAUCGCGUAGCGGAGUUCCGACUGGAUAUCCCCGACGGGAUCCGCAACAUGACGCAGCACGCAGGCGCCCAGAUCCACGGCAGCGUGCUUCUGACAGUGACCAAAGCAACGCGGGCACAGCGGAUCCAAGUGCGGUUCCUCGGGCAGCAGCGGAGCCGGCUGCAGGAUGCCGGCAGCCAGUCGCCGAUCGCAUCAUUUGUCACAGUCGAACUGCCCUUGUUUGACCGGCAACUGACCCUGUGGGACGGCGAUGCCGAUGGCGCUGGCGCUGGGGUUUUGGAGCCGGGCACUUUGCGGCUGCCGUUUACGGUUGCGCUGCCGGAGGCGGAGUACCCGGCGACGGUGCGGCGUGAGGGCGUGUGCCGGGUCAAGUAUUCCUUGUGGGCGGAGCUCGAGCGCCAAAGUGUGUUUUGCGACCGAGUGCUGAAGACGCCAAAGGAGGAAAUCUGGAUGUCCCCGAGGGUGUAUCCUGGAGGAGGCCCAUCGGAGAAGCCUCUGAGGAUUGACGCCGAGGCUGUGCCGCGAGUGGAGUCGGGCAUUGUGGUGCGUGUGGCAGGCGCAAUGUUGCAGUCGCCGGUGGUGGCCGGUGGGUGCGUUGGGUUGCACUUGGAGGCAACCACGGCGGUGGGCGGGGGUUCUGGUGUGGAGCCGGGCAGACUUUUGGCAUAA
Molecule: messenger RNA, 1257 nt
Organism: Kickxella alabastrina
Lineage: Eukaryota; Fungi; Kickxellomycota; Kickxellomycetes; Kickxellales; Kickxellaceae
Product: Josephin-domain-containing protein
Exons: 4
Coding region: 1-1257 (418 amino acids)
Biological process (GO): protein deubiquitination
Molecular function (GO): cysteine-type deubiquitinase activity
Source: RefSeq, a predicted model, not a curated record